Messenger RNA from Ornithorhynchus anatinus (platypus), 2779 nucleotides. It is a transcript of the gene CHMP7, whose product is annotated as charged multivesicular body protein 7. Lineage: Eukaryota; Metazoa; Chordata; Mammalia; Monotremata; Ornithorhynchidae. The record is from RefSeq and is a predicted model, not a curated record. Gene Ontology annotation, cellular component: cytoplasmic side of plasma membrane; multivesicular body; ESCRT III complex. Gene Ontology annotation, biological process: late endosome to vacuole transport via multivesicular body sorting pathway; vesicle budding from membrane.
CGGGGGCGCCGGCGCUGGGUGGGGAGCGGAGCGGGGCCGGGGGUGCCGAUGUGGUCCCCGGGACGGGAGGCCGAGGUGCCGGCGGCGGGGGAGCCGGCGGGGCUGCUGCCCCCGGAAUGGGAGGAGGACGAAGAGCGCAUGUCCUUCCUCUUCUCCGCCUUCAAGAGGAGCCGCGAGGUCAACAGCACCGACUGGGACAGCAAAAUGGGCUUCUGGGCGCCGCUGGUGCUGAGCCGCAGCCGCCGCCAGGGGGCGGUGCGUCUGCGCCUGCGCGACCUGCAGGAAGCCUUCCAGCGCAAGGGCAGCGUCCCGCUCGGCUUGGCCACCGUGCUGCAGGACCUGCUGCGGUGAGGCAGUGUGCAGCGGGAGUCUGACUUCAUGGCGAGCGUGGACAGCAGCUGGAUCUCCUGGGGGGUGGGGGUCUUCCUGCUGAAGCCCCUCAAGUGGACUCUGUCAAUGAUACUGGGGGACAACAAGGGUCCCCCGCAAGAGGAGGUCCUGGUGGCCGUGGAGCUGCUUAAGGAGAAGGCAGAGGAGGCGUAUCGUCUGUAUCAGAACUCCCCGCUCUCCUCCCACCCCGUGGUGGCCCUGUCCGAGCUGAGCACGCUCUGUGCAAGUUCCUGUCCGGAUGAGAGGACUUUCUAUCUGCUGCUGCUCCAGCUGCAGAAGGAGAAGAGAGUCACCGUCCUGGAACAGAACGGCGAGAAGAUUGUGAAGUUCGCCCGCGGUCUGCAUGCCAAGGUCUCCCCGGUAAACGAUGUGGACGUGGGGGUGUAUCAGCUGAUGCAGAGCGAGCGGCUGCUGUCACGCAAAGUGGAGUCCUUGUCCCAGGAAGCCGAGAGGUGUAAGGAAGAUGCCCGACAGGCCUGCCGAGCCGGGAAGAAGCAGUUGGCGCUGAGGUGUCUAAAGUCCAAGCAGCGGACAGAGAAGCGCAUCGAGGCGUUGCAUGCCAAGCUGGACACAGUUCAAGGAAUCCUGGAUCGGAUCUACGCGUCCCAGACAGAUCAGAUGGUUUUCAACGCCUAUCAGGCCGGCGUGGGAGCGCUGAAACUGUCUAUGAGAGACGUCACCGUGGAGAAGGCGGAGAGCCUGGUGGAUCAGAUUCAAGAGCUGUGCGACACCCAGGACGAAGUGGUGCAAACCCUGGCAGGAGUGGGAAUCAACGGCUUGGAUACUGACAGUGAAGAAUUGGAGAAGGAACUGGACAUCCUCCUCCUCCAGGACGCCACCAAAGAACCCCCGGACCUGCCCGACGUCCCCCACAAGCCGCUUCCCCCUGCCGCCCUGCCUCUCCCCAACAUCUCCGACGCCGAGUUGGAAGCCGAGCUGGAGGAGCUGUCCCUGCAGGGGGGAGAUUUGGUGCCAAGCAGCCCGUCACCCAAGAGGUUCCUGGAACCGACUCUCUAAUGCCCUCCCAGGACCCUCAGUGAAUGAGAGACCCAUGCGUAUGUGUGUGUGUACAUAUUUAUUUAAAAAAGAAACUCUCCAGAAUUUUGGAGGGAAGAGACUGCUCGGUCGCAGCGGCCGCGGCCGCCACUUGCUCCGGGACGGAAGUCGUUUCAGGAAGCGACGCUCCGAAAGCCCUGCUCCUGGCCGGUGUCGCGGACCUCUCCGUCUGCUCAUCUUUCUAGUGCCGCAAUCUAUACUGUCUGUGUUUGACUUAUUGUCCCAUAUAGCCUUGCAGGCCUUGCCACUGGCCACUUAGGUUUGUCUUCACCCACCGACUCCCGUGAGGAGCCGGUCCCCGGCCAGCCGAGGUAAGAGACCCGCGGCCUUUCCGGAUGGAAGACGGGUUUUCGCCUCGGAGGCUCGAGGCGUCGGUCUCGCCGACGCCCGGGGCCCCGAGCUCCGUCGGGCGUCUUCGCGCCGCCCCGCCCGGGUUUCGGCCGAGGGGGAGCGGCGGGCCUCGGCCGGGUCGUGCUCGUGGGAUGUCGCCGCCGUCACUUCGGGGGGCCGAGGGGAAGGCGGUUGCCCGCGUUUCCUCCGUCUUCCUCCGUGGUGUCACCGCACCCAGUGGAGUGGCUCUCCCGGGCCCGGCCCGCUCAGCGGACGCGACUGCUGCCGCCUCAUCUCUCCCCCCUCGCCGUGGGGAGAGGACCGCUCGGCCUUCGAGACGGGGAGCUUUAGGGUCCCGGGAAGGCCGACGUCGCUUCGCGCGUUCCCCUCGUCGCCGUGAAGUGCUUUCCCGCCGCCUCUGGGGUUAAACCGGCCAGCUGACGCUCGGCGAGGGAAAGUUCGUUGCUUAGAUUUCAAAAGCAUCUCCCCUUGGAGGCCUCUGCUCCAGCGGGGGAGCUGGGCCAGCCAGUGCAAUAGAGGCAGGGUUGCCGGGGCCGGCUGAAAUACCGGCGUCGGCCUCCGCUUCCCUCCCCCCCCCCCCCCCCCGGUCGAUCACCACGUCCGCUGCCCGCUGGAGCCCCACCUGGCCCCCGCGUUCCCGCCUCCGCCCCUCGGUUAAUCCGUCGGGCUGGAGCCGGGGUCGGGUCGGGGUCCGAACGAGCGAGUACCGGGAAGACGACUGCCACGUUGCCACUUAGGCCGCGAAAGCACAAGGAUCCUUUCCUGAAGAUUUUCACCUUUAUCCCACCCGCCGCGGGGCCUCAGGACGCGAGAGGAAGGGGGAGGGGGCAGAGUCCGCUCCGGGGCAGGAGGGGAAAUCUGCCGGAUUUCUCUCCUUCGCUGCCUGGUCAACGGAAGAGUUGGGGUGAAGAGAAACGAUCACUGACUUUUUUUUUUUUUCUUUUCUAUCCGGUGUAUAAUUAAAAAAAAAAUGAAGAUCCUA